This is a messenger RNA of Caenorhabditis remanei, 2064 nucleotides long. RefSeq lists its product as uncharacterized. NCBI's taxonomy places the organism in Eukaryota, Metazoa, Nematoda, Chromadorea, Rhabditida, Rhabditidae. The transcript is spliced from 9 exons. The coding region runs from base 1 to 2064 and encodes 687 amino acids. The record is from RefSeq and is a predicted model, not a curated record.
AUGGAUUCAGACGAGGUACGAAAACGAAAGGAGUAUGCAGAGAGAAAGGUGAAAGAGAGGCAUGCAGCACUCCGAAAAGAAGCCGGCGAACGGCGAAAACAGACGUUGGAGCAUCGGGAAAGAGUGCAAUCCGUGUUGAAGCGAGAGCAAGUGCUGCUUCAGAAAAGAAUGCAGCAGCUGAAUGAGGAUGAAGAGCGAAAGAAGGCGACGUUGGCGAAACAACACGAAGCCACGUCACGUACGGCGGCAAUCAAUAAGUCCUCACCGAAAUCGUUCGCUUUCGGGUCUUCAACUCCCCGGACGUUGGCUUAUUUGGAUAAUUUGCCGAAGAGUGAACAGCAGUAUGAUAAGAAAUUGAGGCCACUCGAAGAUUCGAGCCAGUUGACGAGUCCGACGUCUACAAGUUCCUCCACGAAGUUCGGGCGAACAACGGCUUCUCGGCCGCCUCCAGCUGCCCACCGGCCGGCUCCCGCAAUGUCAUCGAUGACAUCUUCAAUGUAUGUCACGUCGUCGGCUCCCCCGACUCGUCACGCGAAAACUUCGAUAAAAUCGUCAAUAACAACGACGUCCACGACGAAAAAAGCGCCGGUGGCCUCAAUGAUGACACAGUCAGUAUACACACCAUCGAGUCGACCGGCUACUACUUCGAGACUAUCGAUGGGAGCGGCGAAACCGAACCGUGGAGCCACACCGACAUCAGCAAGAACGAAUCAUCCAAUUUCCUCGACACCAAAUAGACGAUCGAUGGACACAAGAAAACCACCGAUGCCAAGAAAGUCAAUCUUGGAGAGGAAACAAGAGGCGAAGAAGGAAGUAACACCGGUUUCUGAUGCUCCAGUGGUUGAAGUUGAGGAAGAAUCUCAAGUUGAGACUGUCGUCGUGGCAACUGAAACUUCUCCUUUGGUCGAAGAGACAACAGAACAAGAAACCGAAGUUUUGAGACCUGAAACACCAGAAGUUGUUGCCCAAGAGGUUCCACAGCCAGAAGAGAAGCCAGUUGAAGUCGUCACGGAGGAACCGAAGGAAGUCGAAGAAGUUCACGUUGCUCCAGAGCAAACUCAACAAGAUGUCGAAGAGACACCGCGAGCGGAUUCGCCAGCACCGGUUGCUGAAAGCACUGUUGAUAAGGUGGAAGAAGAAGCUGAGAAGCCAGUUGAAAAGCCAGAAGACGUCAUCAUUCUUCCUUCCGAGACAGUGGAGCAUGAAUCUGUUAAUGAAGUUCAUGAAGAGAAACCAACGGAAAUCGUCGAAUCUGUACAUCAAGAAGAGGAAGAAGAGGAGCAUCAUGAAGAAGAGCAUCACGAGACAUCUGGCAACACUUCUCUUGCUGACGAGCUGAUCAGUAUUGGAAUUGAUCAGAAUAUGUCACAAGAUGAGAUUAUGCCGUCGAAGCCAGAGGUUGUCGAACUGGAGUACCCGCUCAUUGAAGAAAAGAAAGUUCCAGUCGCUGCUGUCAACGAUCUUGUUGAUGUGUUCGGAAACGACUUCAUCAAUCAGAAUCAACCACAACGAAUGGUUGAAUUUGACGAGGACACCGACAGUGGUAAAGCCUCCCCAACAUCAUCUGAAACCUCAUCAACAACUGAUGAAGUGACACCAAGAAGUGUGAUAGAGGAAGUGAAGGUGUUGGCUCCACGAGUUCUUCCGAUUGUUAGAUCAGCUGAAGACAUGGCAAGAAAAGAGAAAGAAGCUCGUGAAGCUGAGGAACGAAAGAAUCGUCUCGCCGCUAUCCUGGCGAAAUCUAGGGGAAUGGCGUCACCAAUGACGAAUACAUUACCUCCGACGGCCGCUGAUAUCAAAGAUUCAUCACCCGUCACUACUUCACCGCCUUCGCCGCCUCGAUCCCCACAAAUGGUCGCUGAGCAGCCGACCUCUUCAGCAGCAAAUGCAUCCACAGAAGAGAGUGCCGAUAAGGCAACGAAUGAAUCUGGUCGAGCCAACGACGUUCUUGCUCGUGUCGCCGCGAUGACCAACUCCUCGACACUGCAGAAAAUUCUGCAGCGAAAGCAGGGAAGCAACCCGUCACUUCAGACUUCUGAAUCAACGGGCGGCGAAAUUUAUUAA